This is a messenger RNA of Mytilus californianus (California mussel), 1684 nucleotides long. RefSeq lists its product as uncharacterized. The transcript has 4 exons. The record is from RefSeq and is a predicted model, not a curated record. The coding region runs from base 47 to 1174 and encodes 375 amino acids. Lineage: Eukaryota; Metazoa; Mollusca; Bivalvia; Mytilida; Mytilidae.
UGUUUUAUAUGGCGUUCUGCUCUACCUCUGUUAUUCUGGUUUCUGAAUGUUUGGUUUAUUUAAAACUUGGUAUAGAGUUGUUUAUUUCUUGAGGAUCAUUACGCUCAUCUAUAGACGGUUUUGGAUUUUUGUGUUUCAGAUGAUGGAUGAAGCCAGGUGUUUGGAGAGGCUGGUUGAACAGAGGUCUCACAGAAUAUCUUAUACAAGACUUUUGUCAUGGGAAAUUGGUCAAGCAAAGCCAACAUGUCCUAGAAGAAAAUGGAAAAAUAAGAAACGAGAGAGUUUAGAGUUCCAAAAGGACUCGUCGUGUUGUCUUGUUCAAGACAAAGGCCACAAAACAGACACCAGUCUUCAAAGUAUCGAAACUAAAAGUAUAGAAUCUGACAUAAGUUCAGAAAGUGAUAAUACUUAUUACUCUGCAGAUGAAAGUGAACUACAAGAUUAUAACUUCACUAAAGCAGAUGAAUUGAGUGGUGCAUUUGAAGACAGAAGUGGGGGAAAUGAUACUGACAUUGAAGACGAUAGUGGUAAAGACAUCAAUAAACUUGAUGAACUGAGUAAUGAAAAUGAAGAAUUUUGUGCUGAGGUUAAUGAUAGUAAAUGCAGUGAUUCUGAUAAAUUUAAUUCAAAAUGCAAAAAUGCUAAUUCAUCUCAGAAGAAGAGAGCACCAAGCAAUAAGCAAAAGAGAAAAAGACGUGAUAAAAGGAAAAUGUCCUGGGAUUACAAUAAUCCAUUAACUUAUAUACAUGAUAACAUAGAGCUUAGUGGUGUAGAAGAGGAUAUAAACGAGAGCGAUCUUAGUGUUAAAAAAACGGUUCCAAGUCUUGCAGAACUUUGUCUCAUGAGCAAUAAAGGAUUAGUUUCAGAAAGAAAUACAUUAUGUAAGACAUUCAGAAAAAUGUAUUGUGACAUUUUUACAGAAACAACUUUUCACAAAGAUCAGUUAAAAUGGUUAUUCUGUGUUUUAUCUUGUUUAGAGCAAGAGGAAGAAACUCAAGCAAAUGGCAUCAAAUAUAAACCGAUCUCUAGAUGGGUUCAUCAUAUUGACAAAGAUGGUUUGAGUAAUAAAAAAGUUUUUCUUCGAUGUUGUAGAAACAUUUGGAACACCGAAUUGUAUAUGAAAAGAUAUGCAAAUCCUUUAUUACAACCUCUUUAUAGCUGGGGUGACAGUUAGUCACAUGUAACAUCAACUGCAUGCCUUCCAAAUUAUUUUCUGUCGUCAGUUUUUUUCACAAAUCGAGAUGUUGAUGCAAGUUACGCGAGCAGUUUGCUUGGACUGUCAGUUUUUGCCACAGUUAUAGAUUCUAUGUUACCUGCAUCUUAUAUUGAACCAAGAAGAUACAGUACCUUGAAAGGCAGAGUGAAGCAUAUCCUUCAGAAAAGAUUUCCAGUUGGAACCAAAGUCUGUUUUGAUAUAGCCAUGCCAUAUGUUUAUUGGGCCAGAGGAGAAUUAAAACUUGCUACAGAUCAUUUCAUGGCUCUAAUACAGACAGAAAAGAGAGGUAAAACUGAGGCUGGUGAUUUCAAAGGGAGAAUCAGCACUCGAGGAGAGACGGGCAAAGUAAUGACAAAAUACGACAAAAAGACAAUCACUAGUCUACAAAACACUAUAUACUAAGCUAAAGACCGAGCAAUAUUUACUCGGCCAAAAACGGGGGAUAAUCUCAGGCGCUCCGGAAGUGUA